This is a messenger RNA of Cryptomeria japonica (Japanese cedar), 1745 nucleotides long. RefSeq lists its product as uncharacterized. Lineage: Eukaryota; Viridiplantae; Streptophyta; Pinopsida; Cupressales; Cupressaceae. The coding region runs from base 1079 to 1438 and encodes 119 amino acids. The transcript has 3 exons. The record is from RefSeq and is a predicted model, not a curated record.
UGCAUUUUUCCCUUUGAUUUUAGAGUACUUUCUUGAAAGACAAUUGAAUAGCCCAUAAUUUGAUUGCGCAGAAAAUGGUGCUGAAAUUAAGUAUGGACGACGAGAAAAGCAAGAAAAGGGCCAUGAAGGCUAUUGCAGGAUUACAAGGAAUAAUAUUUUAGGAUAGUAUUUAAAUAAUAUGUUAUGUUAAAAUUUAAUUAUGUAGUUUUUGAAUCAAAUUUAUUAUUUUGUAAAUCUAUUUUUUUUGGUAUGAAUGGUUUUCUUAAUACUUCUUGUGUCUAGGUAGCGCUACCUAAGUAUUAAGAUUUCUAAGGAGGUCACUACUUAUGUAUUACUCCAACUCAAAUAUGUUUGAUCAAGGAAUUUUAUCUCAAUCAAGCUUAAUUAUCUUGUUAUCCACUUGAAUAAUUAAGCACUCCAAACAAGUUUGAUCUUGUGGGGAACUCUAUGAUUCAGUAGAUUUCAAUUGAAAGAAUAUUGAAUGAUUAUUUUUCUAGAAGUCGCAAUACUUUCACCAUGUAAGCAUCAUGUAAAUAUAAUAAAUGAUAUGUGAACAAUUUAUACUCAUAAAAGAUGAGUUCCUAAUACUACUCAUGCAAUAUGAAUCAUUUAGAAAACUACUCUGUAGAACUAACACACUGAAAAAUUACUUCUACUUAUUACAAACAAUAUUUGUUUUGCAGGUGUGGAUUCAGUGGCAGUAGACAGGACAGAGAACAAAAUAACUAUAGAGGGGGCCGCAGACCCAGUCUCUGUCACAAACAAACUCAGAAGAUUUGGGUACACAGAAUUAUUGAGCUUGGGUCCUGCCAAAGAAGAGGAAAAGAAGCCUGAAGAAAAUAAGCCACCAGAAGAAAAUCCAUCGCCAGUCAUAUAUCUUCCUGCCUACGGCUAUAACGAUUAUGUUACAGGCGAAAAUUCCACGCCCUGCACUAUCCUUUGAAAAAUGCAAACCACAAACUUUAAAUUAAUUUUUCAACUUUAGCCCAACAGUUGAUGCUGGUGCUGGAGUUGCUGCAACGGACACUCAUGGCGCCCCCGAGCAAACGCCCUCGCAAAUUUGUUCCGAAAGUGUUUCAUGAGAUUCAGGUACAAGCUAAAAAGGUGGCCUACCUUGAGGAGCUCCUCCAACACUAGGGCGAUGCCCCUUGUGCGAUUGCCUGAGUACCGUCGGACUCUGUCUCUGUCAACUGUACUCUGCCCCGUGGCCGCCACCGCGGUCACAGCUCCUCUGCUCAUCACUCUCAAACCCCACGGUCCCAGCCUCCCCAUCGCCCCUCAGGUGGGAGAGAUGAUGAUUGGCAAUGCUACUCGGCUUCUCUGCCACAGUGUGGCUCUGCCUCGAGGUGGCCCUUUGCUUCUCUUGUGGCCUUUUCUCCUCUUGUUGCUACGGAUUCUAGGUGGCCCUCUGCCACCACCUCCAAGUUUCCUCGCCUAGCUCUAGCGAUCUCGCCUCCUAGGCAGGAGGAAGGAGAAAUUGAAAAAGAUCUAGAAGAUGAGUGGUCUAUGCCAAACCCGACUCCUAGCCCCGCUGAUGUAUGGGGCAAAAAAGAUGACCCGGAUCCUCCUUCCUCAGCUGCCACUUCUUUGGCUGCUUGAGGAAGUUUUUUGAUGAAUAGCUUGUUUUUUUUGUUUCCGGCCGAUGGUCGAGUGACUCUCAUGGGGGGUGAUCUUGUAUCCCCCGGCCUUUUUUUGUGAAUACAUACUUCAAUAUUUUUAAUUAAUAGAGAAGGCCUAUUCAUCAA